Molecule: messenger RNA, 716 nt
Organism: Cryptococcus deneoformans JEC21
Lineage: Eukaryota; Fungi; Basidiomycota; Tremellomycetes; Tremellales; Cryptococcaceae
Exons: 3
Coding region: 150-386 (78 amino acids)
Source: RefSeq, a predicted model, not a curated record
UCUGCAAGUAAUCAAUUAUAGCUACUAUUAACCUUACACAGUUUGUAGUCAGUUUCCGUCCCUCCUUAUCUAUUACGACGUCGCUAGUGACUCACUUUCAAGCUUAAUGGAUCUCACCAUUGGGGACUGAAUAGCGUAGGCAUCGCCCCAUGUCUGCAUAUAUUUCCCAGCAUUUGACAUUUCGAUCUAUUUCCAACGUCCAACAUCACCGACUCCACCAAACGUGGAGCGCUGUCUUGUCUCAUACCUGUCGUAACGCUGCGCUUUACUACUUGCCGGGGAGGCUUUCCACUUGGACUCUACUCUCCACCACACCGCUUCCUUCGAUUCAAAUACUCUUUCUCUGGCCGCCAUGGCAUCUUCAUCGCGAAGCAAAGCAUCUAUGAAAGGUCGACCACAACCGAAACAUGGAAAAAAGACUGCCAACGUCACCUGAAUCUAUAGGUGAGCAGUUUGAGGUACAACUUGAGUGUCAUUCGACUCCUGAAGCACCUCCCUCCCCUGGAGAAUCGUCUGUGGGAUCUCAUCCACUCUCUCCAACCUUAUCAUAUGUUUCUCAUGCAGAUCUAUCUGUUCAUUCUUCUUUGCUAACCAUUCCUCUCCAUCAUGUGCCCAUAAUGAACGACGCCCGUCACCAGCAGGAAGUGGGUCCAUCUAUGAAGCAUCUCAAGCCUCGGAACCACCUGAAGGUUAUACUGAUAUCAACAAUGCCGCGC